UCAAGUUUGAGCAAGUGAAGAGGUAAGUGUAUGCUUUCUCUGGUCUAUUUCAGUGUUGAAUCCUAUAUCUUUAUUCGCAUAUUCUCAUUUGCACCAUUCGUAUGAACAUAUUACAUGCAAUGGUUCUCCGUCGCGAGCUUGAAGUUUUUGAGUCAUUCAGACACCUGGCCGAGAAAUCGCAAGCUCAAUUCUCGGCCUGAUACAAAGAUUAAAUGAGCUCUUGUUACGCCUGUCCUGUAAAUGCAUAUGGCAUGGCGUUGGUUUAAUUGGGCUCAUUAUAUGUUAUGCAGUCAUUCGGCAGUUUUUGCUUCAUUCAAGGCAUACUUACAAGCUGACGCUCAAAGUUCUUAACUCACAGGCCAUAUUGGAAUAAUGUCGUCGCCAGUUGCAAAGAAGAAGUGCGGUGUCUUGGGUGCCACAGGCUCUGUGGGUCAACGGUUCAUCCUGUUGCUCGCCGACCACCCCUUCCUUGUGCUCCAUGCUGUUGGUGCAUCCAGCCGGUCUGCUGGAAAGGCAUACAAGGAUGCAGUGAAGUGGAAGCAGUCUAUGCCCAUGUCUAAGCAGCUGGGCGAACUCGUCGUUCGGGAAUGUACUGCGGACAACUUCAAGGACUGCGACAUCGUCUUUUCUGGGCUUGACAGCGACGUUGCAGGCGAAGUUGAGAUGGAGUUCAUUAAGGCCGAUAUCCCCGUCUUCUCCAAUGCUAAGAACCACAGAAAGAACCCAAUCGUUCCUCUAGUGGUGCCCACGGUCAACCUGCAGCAUCUGGACCUGAUCCAUCACCAGAGGAAGCAGCUCGGCAUGAAGAAGGGAUUCCUUGUCUGCAACUCGAACUGCGCCGUUAUUGGUAUCGUCAUUCCGUUUGCCGCUCUCCAGGCCAAGUUCGGUCCUGUCGAGUACGUGGAAGUCUUCACGGAGCAGGCAGUAUCUGGCGCUGGUUAUCCUGGUGUUCCCAGCAUGGACAUUAUGGAUAAUGUCAUUCCCUUCAUUAGCGGCGAAGAGGACAAGCUCGAGAACGAGGCUCAGAAGAUUCUGGGCUCUAUGAAUGCUGAUGCCACUGCUUUUGAAGAGCAGUCUGACCUCAAGGUCGGUGCCACCUGCACCCGUGUUGGUGUUACGGACGGCCACAUGGCAUACGUUUCUCUGCGCUUCAAGAACCACCCGGCGCCUACGGCGGAACAGGUUAAGCAGGCACUGAGAGAAUACAAGUCCGAGGCCCAGAAGCUAGGAUGUCAUUCCGCACCAGAGCAAGCUAUCGUGGUUUUCGACGAGCCCGAUCGACCACAACCAAGACUUGACCGCAACCUGUCGAAUGGAUACGCCGUCAGCGUUGGACGCGUCCGUGAAGCACCUGCCGGUGGUUACUUCGAUCUCCGUUUCGCCUGUCUUUCCCACAACACAGUCAUUGGCGCCGCAGGCUCAUCCAUCCUCAACGCUGAGGCUGCUGUCAUCAAGGGACUUAUCUAAAUUAGACCAAAAAAGUAAAGAUCUAGUACAUACAUAGCGCUUUCAAUUCAGAAAUAAUUCUCCAAAAACAUAGGUUUGUCGUGUUUGCAUUCAUAGUCGAUUACAUAACACCAUAGAGGGCUCAACCCGCCAAGGCGGUCAGGUCAAUUAGAAUCAGAUUAGGACUAGUACUAGGGCUCGAACCCACAGGCCGUCCGCUAAGCGAAUUUUGCGAGUGGAUAUCUCAACUUCUCGACUUGACGG
Paecilomyces variotii is the source of this 1710-nucleotide messenger RNA. Its product is annotated as aspartate-semialdehyde dehydrogenase. The transcript has 3 exons. Gene Ontology annotation, biological process: L-threonine biosynthetic process. Gene Ontology annotation, molecular function: NAD binding; protein dimerization activity; aspartate-semialdehyde dehydrogenase (NADP+) activity. Bases 373 to 1467 code for a protein of 364 amino acids. The record is from RefSeq and is a predicted model, not a curated record. NCBI's taxonomy places the organism in Eukaryota, Fungi, Ascomycota, Eurotiomycetes, Eurotiales, Thermoascaceae.